GGAGAGCAAGAUCACCAGGCUCCUUAGCGAGUCCCUGGGGAACCUUAACUGCCGCACCACGAUGCUCGCGCACGUCUCGCCCAAGGCAGCCCACUACAGUGAGACUCUCCAGACAGUCCAGCUGGCUUCCAGGAUACACCGCAUGAGAAAGAAGAAAGCAAAGUACUCCAGCUCAUCUGGCGGGGAGAGUUCUUGUGAGGAGGGUCGCAUCAGAAGACCGCACUUCCGCCCGUCCCGACCGCUCAUCUCUGAGUCCGUCCGGGAAGACGUUGCCACGACAACGGGCCUGGGUAUCAGCGACAAGGACGACGUGUCGAGCAGUGAGCAGUCCUGCGACACGGUGAUCUACGUGGGCCCGAAUGGAGCUGUGCUGAGCGACAGGGAGCUGACGGACAACGAGGGUCCCCCUGAGACUGUGCCCAUCGUGCGCAGGGACUACAAGCAGCAGAGAAAAGAGUGUCAGAUCGUUGAGGAGGACUGCGAAAUAACGGAAAGCAAAGCGGCGCCGUCGUCGUCGCCACUGUUCAGCCCCGACUCGGAGAACAGGAGAAACUUGUACAUCGAGGAGGAGAACAAGGAGAACGAACCCAGCCAGGUUGUCUUCGAGAAACCCGUGGAGGAGAGAAUGGAGCAGGAACCUGCCAGGGAGCCACAGGACAUAGUCCUGGAGCCCGUCACAGACAAUGGCAGCGAUUAUGACUUUGUUUGCGAAGAAGCCGACGCUGAGAGAGACUCCAGACCGGAAGAGUCCGCGCCCGCCCCUCAGAACAAUCCUGAGGAAGAACUGCCUCCCCUGGAUCUACCGGAGCCUACCUCAUCCCUUCCCGAGCCUCUCAGCGAAGCCACUGAGUUCCUGGAGUCUCUGUUGAAGAACGAGGAUCUCUUCACCUCCUCGGAAUCUAUCUCAAAUGCCCAGCACAGCGGGGAGCAGACGCUGUCCUCGCUGGACGACGGCAGCGAGUACAAGUCCAACUCCGUCCUCCUGAACGGGAACGUGCACCAGUACUACUCCAUCGUGCCAACGUUUGAGGACGAAAGCGACGACGAAGGGUUCACGCCUCUCACAAAGCAGCCAACAAGCAAGGAGAAAGCUGCUGCUGCUGACUCCGACGCGAACUCCUUGACAGAAACCCUGGCCCAGCUAGAAGCGUUUCUGACUAAGGAGGAUUUGAUGGUGGAGAGUUUGCAGCCCAAAGAGGAGGAAGCGUCAGCACCUAAGCCGGUACCCUCCCCAAGAAAAACCUCAAACAAACCAAAGCCAGUUCCCCCACCAAGGACAAUCACCCUGCAGAAUAGACCGCCCGACCUGUCCUUCCCGAAACCGCCCGACCUCCCCGUACCGCCGGAGCCACAGUCAACGAAACGCGUCGACAGCCGUAACAACAAGCCUUCCCCACCCGCCAACCCACACGACCUCGUCUUCAAGUCGUCUGACCUGCCCAUGAGGCUGGAAGACGACAGGUGUUCGCUGGACAGCAUCAGCAUCAACAGUCUCCUGGAUGGUACGGAGGAUGUGAAGGACGAGGGCAGAACGUCGCCUGAUGGGGAGUUGGAACGGUUCCCCUUCGAGGACGACAUUCCCCUGGACACUACGACGGACAUCUUGGGGAGAAAGUUCGACGGCGCUCCUUCUAGACCCCCGGAUCUUAUCAGCGACCUCGGAGACGCUGACGACCUUCAAAAGUUUGACAAGAAGGACAGACCCAUCAGCGGGGUCAGCGAGGACAGUGUCAGUUCCACCAAGGUCGUGUUGCCGGAAUCCCGCCCACUGAGCAUGCUCAGUCAGGACUCUAUCGAGCUUUACGUGCCCCCACCCCCUCCCAGCGCUCAGGUAUCGCUCAGAGCGACCUACACGCCGCCAACAAACGUCACGGCCUUAACGAAGGAAAAGCUGGACGCUCUUGAUGAUGCAAGUUUCUCUCUUGGAGAGAGAAGACCAUCAGAAACCUCUAGCAAGAGUUACAAAUCAAAUCAAAUGGGAAAUACGAAGCAGAACAUGAGACUUGGGAAAAGGACAUCUUCGAGUAGUAGUUUGAGAAGUACAGGAAGCCAUAGCUCUCACAGUAGAAACCAUGCUACCUCACAAAGUAGUAAGUUGUCAUCAUCACAUCGAGCAGAACUUAAGUCAAACAUAAGUGUGCAUUCCAGAAUAACACCCAAGUCUGUGAAUGCCUUGUCACGUUCUCAAGCUGGAAGCUCUGGAAGUGUCAGACCGUCGGAGCCCAGCAUCUGUAGAGUACCCUCCUCCUCAUCUCUGUCCAAACAGUCGGUAAGGUCGAACAGAACGAGAGAGCUAGCUCUCACAAGAACUGCGAGCGACGGCUCGAAUUCGGACGGUGCGAGAAGCACCGCCAGCGAGAGAUUACCAGGCAGCAGGCCUGUCAUGCGACCCAAGGGAUCUGCGUGUUCCCUCCCCGCGUCUCCGACGAAAUUCACCAAACUCUCCAGACCCAGCCCUGCGGGGUUGGCGAGAGAGGACAGCAGGCCGAACACGCCUCCGUCAAAAAUCCCCGGUAAGCCCAGCCCCCCUCCCAAGCCGAGCCAGCUGCCCAAACCGUCGUCCAGCCCGGUGUCGUGGGUUCCAUGCUCUACCUCAUCCUCCAGAUCUGCCGCAAAAUCAGCUCCCAAAGCCGAGCAGAAGCCGCCCAAGCCUCCCCGAGUCAGCAGCCUGGGCGACGCCAGGUUACGCUCCGGAAGCGCCUCCUCGAAAACCAGCAUGUCGUCCGCCAGAGAGGCCGUCUCCGCGAAAAACAGAAUACCCUCGCGGUCAGCCAGCACCAACGGACUUUCAGCAGGAAACGUUUCUGCGAAGCCCUCCAAGGCGGGUUCCAAGUUGCCCGUCCCCAGCAGUGUCCGGUCAGGAAAGCCCCUGCCGUCUUCAUCAAGCAAGUCUUCGCUCCAGUCAUUCCAGCCCCCCAACAGGUCUGCCCAGCAGGCUGGUGGCAAGGCAGGCAGCUCCUCUGGUAAGGCAUCCGCCGCGAGCAGUAGAACUGGGCAGAAGGCGACGCAGGCACUGCAGAGCAGGACUGCCAACCUCCCCUCUCGGAAGGACUCCGCUUCGAAGGUCAACAACACGAGGGUGUCCGAACUGUCCAAGGAGAGCCCCGCCAAAAUCCGGUUGUCGACGGACUCAGACAGCGGCAAUGACAGCGGGAUCCAGAUUGGGGACGAGAAGUCUCCGAAGCCCCUCGUGUCUCCGUACUCGACCGUCACAGCGCCGCGACCGUCCCACCGCUCGAGCAGUGGGCACGGCAGCGACGCCAGCUCCAUCCUCAGCGGAGACAUCCCCCCUCCCAUGAAGCCCGGCGUGCUCAACUCCGCCAGCGGAGGCGCCAGCAGCGGGUACGAGAGUAUGAUGCGAGACAGCGAGGCCACGGGGAGCGCGUCGUCCAACCAUGACUCCAUGAGCGAGAGCUCUUCUGGCCGGAUCAAAACGUCAGGGGUUGGCACUGGGUCCUAG
Branchiostoma floridae (Florida lancelet) is the source of this 3460-nucleotide messenger RNA. Its product is annotated as kinesin-like protein KIF26A. Gene Ontology annotation, molecular function: ATP binding; microtubule binding; microtubule motor activity. The record is from RefSeq and is a predicted model, not a curated record. NCBI's taxonomy places the organism in Eukaryota, Metazoa, Chordata, Leptocardii, Amphioxiformes, Branchiostomatidae. Gene Ontology annotation, biological process: microtubule-based movement.